AUGAUGAUGAUCAGUGAGAAUACUAUCAAUUAUCUCUCGCCAAACAAAACUAUGCCCAACUCCUAACUUAGACCUUCUUCAAGGAAUUAAACAGCUCCUGAUAUUACUAAAUUUCAAAAUUCUAAAAUUGCCCUUAAAGGUCGCAGAUCAAUCAUUAAUUACAAUAGUAACCAGAUGAAAGAGGGCAGUUAGAGCUAUUUGAGGAAAGCGUCAGCGACUUUGAAUCAAACUAUGGGCACAGAAACUGUUAUGACUUAGCUAACCUCUGAUGGCUCGACUAGUUACUCCAGACCUACCACGGCAAAUCUGUGGAGAAAAGUAGACUCUCGGAAUAGCAACUAUGCUAGCACUACUAAGCAAUAGUUCAUUACUUAGGGCGCUACUUAGAAGAACCAGACCAAAAGGAUUCAGUUAUCACCAAGAAACACAAGAGAAAAUAAUCACUCAGCACUUAAGCAAAAUGACAACAGUUUCUAACUAAAUAGGUUGAACAUUACUGAUAUUAGUGAUAUCGCUAACAAAUCGUUUAACUCUGCUAAUAAACCAAGACCAUAAACAGCUGCAAACAUUGAUAAAAUGUAAGUACCUUAUCAGAAAAUUAACUUCAAAUUUAGACCAUAAACAAAUACUUAAAUCCAAUAAGCAUAUGAUUCCCAGCCAUAACUAAGCCUAUCGAAUUAGCAUCGAUAUAGAUAGAUAAAGCCUAGAAACAAGUCUUUGUCUAAGAUGAACAGUACUUUUAAUACCAAGAGUUCAACUAGGAAUAACUUACUUGAUAUUACUGAAUUUGGAAUUGAAUAUUCUCAAAAUAUAUUCAAUCCUCAGUUCAAAGAUCAAUUACUUAAGCAAUAACAACAGUAAGCCAAUAAAAUUCGCUAGCAGUCUACUUCUGGCUAGAGAUCAAGGCAGCUAUAAUCUGCUAAGAGACCCAUUUCUACCUUAGUGAGUAGUAAGCCUUCUAGGUAGAAUAAUUUUAUGAUGAGUGAUGCAGGCUAUGCAGAUUAAAAUCCCUAUUCACAUACAACAACAACUGUCAAAAAGGUAAUAAAGUAGAAUAUACCUUUAAAAUAAAAUGAAAAAGAGAAUAUACUCAGUGAGAAGAUGGGCUAAAAGCUUUCAAAUCUUACUGAGAUAGAGAAUCAGAAUUUAUAAGAUGAGAUAACUAAACUUAGGACAAUAGAGGAUAUGCUAAUGGAAACAAUGAUUGGAGGGAAUAAUAAAUCAAAUGCCAACGAAUGCUAAGAUCUUUUGCAGAAAACAGACAAGAGUAUCAAACUCAUGCAAUACAAACUUUCAAAAAUGGUGUGUGGUGGUAUAAAUUAAACUCUUCUUAGUUAGAAUGCUCCUGUUAAUCUCGAUCUUAUUGAAUCCACUCCAAUCUAUUGUAGAGUAUACACAUUCUAAAGAGAAGCACCGCUAAGGAUAAAUAUUGAAUUUAGGGACAAAAUUGAAGGGGAUUUUAAAUUGUACAUUUCCGAUACAUCUAAUGAACCAAAUGAGUCAAAUAGCACUUACUAUUUUCAUAAUCAGACAAAGAUCUUAGUAGAUCCAAAAAGAACUACUGCCCCUACGAGCCAUAGUGAGGCAUUAUAGAAAGCAAAAAACAAGGACAAUUCGAGACGCUUUCAGUGCAAUUACUUAUUCUUGAAUUUCACAUCUUUAAGAGGAUGUAGUAUCAAAGUACAUACUAAAUUUCCUAGAGAGGAUGAUGAUUAUGAUAGUAGAAAGAAACAUAAAAGUAAUGGAGGUUCAUAGGUUAGAAAAAUGCAAUAUCUCAUUAGGGAAGAAGUUUAGAAUAGGAUUAGAGAUAUUUAAGACAACCCUCAUGCACUGGAUGAGAUUAAAGAAAUUAUAUCUAAAAUGAAAAAAGACAGAAGAGAGAGGCUUUUUGGGAUUUGCAAUACUAAUUUCAUGAUUCAAAACACAACUAUUAUUGAAAAUUGGGAGUCCUAUAUUAACAGUCAAAAUAAGAAAAGAUCUUUGUCUAUCGAGAGAAUUAAGGUUUAUCAGAAAAAGAGACAUGUUAUGGAUAUCAAAAAGCUACACGAAAGAAUUUAAAGAAUGAAUAAAUGGGAAAUGAUAAGAGAGCAACGUAAGUUUGAUGCCUAGGAUAGGGAAAAAUUACUUAUAAGAUAGGAGAAAAAUAAAAAGUGGAUAAACUAUUUAAAUCUAACAUACAUCAUACAUUCUAUGUUCGAUAAUUUUAGAACUAAGAGAGCAGAAGUUAUGCUAGAGUAACUUAGAUAAAGAAGUGCUAGGAGAAUUUAAAAUUGGUAUAAAAUAAACUUUAAAUCUAUAGGCUUGACCUAUGAAGUUAGGUUAGCAAGAAAAGUAGCAAUGUAAUAUAUUAAGAAUUUGUAAUAUUAUGUUUUUAGGGCUAUGAGUCUUAUCGGGUAUGUGAGGAAUGAGAAAGUAGAAGAUAAUGCUCAUGAUACGAUCUUCAAAUUUUUGACUAAUAAAUCUGAAGUUCAUGUUUUAAAGAUGAAGUUCAUUCAGUUUUACAAAACAGGUAAGAAUAUGUCGCACUCUAAUUUAAUAGUGCAAAAAAUUCAGAACUCUUGGAAGGAAAGAAUGAUUUUACUGCGAUACAAAAUUGAUUUCUUAAUUUACAUUUGGGAUAGGGAAAAGAGUAUUAUGAACAAGCAUUACUAUUUGAAGUCUAAAAAGAAUAAAAAGGCAAAGAACAUAUACAAUAAAUUAACUUAGAUUGAUAACUCUAUCAGAGAUUCUCUUAUUAAGGAAUACUUUGAAAAAUGCCGUCUUGAAUUCACGGUUUAAUUUUUUGAGUCAAAACUUGACUAAAAUCCUAAAUUUGUAUAAGAGAUUACAAAUAGGCUUGAUGCAAUGAGAGCAUAGAUCAAGAUUAAAGAGGAAAAAAUUUUCCAUGGAGUAAAAAUGGACGAACCAUUAAUUGACUAUGAGGAACCCAGUAUAAUUCAUAAUAAGGAAUAGUAGAUAUCUGGCUUGAAUUCAUCAAAAGACGCUAAGAAGGGCAAAAAAACAGGCCAAGGAUUAAUUAAUAAAAAAGAUCUAUAGAGUGAAAAGCAUUAAAAAUAGGGCAGUUUUAGCAAGAAACCUAAUCUUAAAGGGAACUAGGUUAGUGUACAACCAGAGUUUUCGAAGUUCAAAAAGCAUUCCUCUAUUUUACAUAAAGAGCCUCAUUUUAAUCAGAUCGUAGAUAUUCAUCAAGCUGUUCUGUUUCUCAAGUACAUACCUAGAAGGAUUUAGAUGCAAAGAAUGAUAAGAAGGGCUAUGAACUCUUAAAACCUAGAUUUAUGA
Stylonychia lemnae is the source of this 3279-nucleotide messenger RNA. The record is from the annotation of a GenBank genome assembly. NCBI's taxonomy places the organism in Eukaryota, Ciliophora, Spirotrichea, Sporadotrichida, Oxytrichidae.